GAAGAUGGCGCAGCUUACGGCACGUUGCGGGUUCGACGGCUCGGACCGCGGAACGACGUCGCCACCGAUUACCGACUAAUUACCGACCGACGGAGCGCGUUCAAGCCCGCGCAGCAGCCGGGCGCGCGCGCGCUGGAAAAUAACGAUUCAAUUUCAAAUGAACCAGAUUUGAGGAGAAAAAAAAGAAACAUUUCCGUUUCGUUUAAAGCGCGCCUGCAGUAACAGCUGUUUGUAUAGAUUUAUUGUGCAGGAGUGCAGAAAAACAGCUCGCCGCUUGGGUGCGUGCGUGCGUGCGUGCGUGGCUCCGUCCGUGCCCGCUUGCCUGCCUGCUCGGCGCGCGCGCGUGUGCGUUUCGUUAGGUGGACACGGAGACUGCAUCAGACCGGAGACACACGCCGGGGACAUAACAGAGCGGAGACAUCGAGGCUCCGAUGGUCCUUCCUUCCUCCGGACCUCCCCCCCUCCCUCCCUCCCUCCCUCCCACUGCACGCACGCACACACCCGGUGGAGACAUGUAGUCCCAUGUAGGAGCAGCGAGGAGAAUCUGUAGCCUUCAGCUCCCAUCCUUUUUUUCCCCCAGCAGCAUUGAUCUCACCAUAUCGACAUAAUGUGCGCGCCUCCCCGGGGGCAGAAAUAACCAAACAUGUGGAUACCGACCGAAGAGGAGAAGAUCGCAGUUGUGAUCUGCAACUUCCGGUCAGCAAUAGGCCAGGCGCUGGUGUUGGAGAUCGGGGAAACUGUUCAGAUUUUGGAGAAGAGUGAAGGUUGGUACAGGGGCUUUUCCAGCAAGAAGCCCUCUAUCAAGGGUAUUUUCCCAGUCAGCUGAAGAAAUUACGUCCACUCCACCGUGACCAACAGAGGGCUGUGCGAGACGGUGGUGCCCCUGGAGGACCCCAUUAUCACCGAGACCACCUCCACACUGCAGGAAUGGGGGGUCCUGUGGAAGCAGCUCUACGUGAAACACAAGGUGGAUCUGUUCCACAAGCUGCGCCAUGUGAUGAACGAGCUCAUCGACCUGCGUCGGCAGCUGAUCCAGGGUCACCUCGCCCAGGACCAGACCCGCGAGAUCAAGCGGCACAUCACCGUGCGGCUCGACUGGGGCAACGAGCACCUCGGCUUAGACCUUGUCCCCAGAAAAGAGUUUGAGAUGGUGGAUCCAGAUCAGAUCAGCAUAUCGGAGCUGCACAAACUGCACGUUUCCAGCAGACACUGCGGCCAGCAAAGCACAAGCCAGGGCGACAGCACGCGACAGCGGCACGGCGACGGUUGCCGUGUCCCCGUGUCGCACCACCUCUUCAUCAACCUCAAGAGCUUCACGUACAACAGCAUCAGCGAGGACGCGGACGUCUUCUUCUCCCUGUACGACACCCGGGAGGCCAAACAGAUCAGCGAGAAGUUCAUGGUGAAGCUGAACAAGAACGGAGGACCAAAGAACCCGGAGAAGGUCGACCGCCUGUGCGCCCUGUUCACGGACCUGAGCAGCAAGGACCUGAAGAGGGACCUGUACAUAGUUGCACACGUCAUCAGAACCGGCCGCAUGCUGCUGAACGACUCAAAGAAAGGUCCCCCUCACGUGCAGUACAGGCGGCCGUACGGCUGCGCCGUUCUGGCCAUGAGUGACGUUUUCCACACCAUCACGGACCUCAAGGAGGAGAAGGACUUCGUGCUCAAAGUUUACACGUGCAACAACGAGAACGAGUGGCACCAGAUUCAGGAGAACAUCAUCCGCAAGUCCAACACCAAGUACUCCGCUCCCAGCACCAACUACGGCUUCAUCUUCUCCCUGCAGUUGUUGGGAGGUGAGCUGGAGCAGAUCAGGAGGGAGAACCAGGCCGUGUUCAACAGGGUUUUGGUUUUCACGCGCAAACUGGGCUUCCCAGAGGUCAUCCUGCCAGGCGACACGCGCAACGACCUGUAUCUGACCCUGGAGCGCGGCGAGUUCGAGAGGGGCGGCAAGAGCGUCCAGAAGAACAUCGAAGUCACGCUCUUUGUGCUCUACGCCGACGGGGACACACUCAAAGACUGCAUCAGUCUGGGCAGCGGGGAGCCCAGCAGCAGCGAGUAUCGCUCCUUUGUCCUCUACCACAACAACGGCCCUCGCUGGAGCGAGAUGGUCAAGCUGCCCAUCCCCAUCGAUCGCUUCAGAGGCUCCCACCUGCGCUUCGAGUUCAGGCACUGCUCCACUAAAGACAAAGGAGAGAAGAAACUGUUUGGCUUUGCGUUCACUCCUCUGAUGAGAGAAGACGGGACCACGCUGUCGGACGAGAGCCACGAGCUGUAUGUGUACAAGUGCGAUGAAACCGCCACCUUCAGCAACCAGGGCCUGUACCUCAGCCUGCCUUGCUGCAAGGAGGACUUCAACAGCUGCCCCAACCUGCCGGCCAACCUGCCUUUCCAGAGGAGCCCCAAAGAAACCUUCUGGGUCUCCACCAUACUCUGCUCCACCAAGCUCACACAAAAUGUGGACCUCCUGGCUCUGCUGAACUGGAAGGCUCACCCCGACCGGGUGUUGGACAUCCUCGGUCGCUUGCGUCAGAUCAGCGGAGAGGAGAUUGUGAAGUUCCUGCGGGACGUCUUGGAUACGCUCUUCUGUCUCUUGGACGACAACACUGAUAAAUAUGGACCGCUGGUUUUCCAGUCACUGGUGUUCAUCAUCAACCUGCUCAGGGACAGCCGGUUCUACCACUUCCGACCCGUCAUGGACUCCUACAUCCAGAACCACUUUGCUGGAGCUCUGGCGUACAAGGAACUGAUCCGAUGUCUGAAGUGGUACAUGGACCGCUCGGCCGAGGUCAUCCGACAGGACCACAUCCAGGAGGCCAUGAGGGCCCUGGAGUACCUGUUCAAGUUCAUCGUGCAGUCCCGGAUCCUCUACGCGAGGGCCACCUGCGGCAUGGAGGAGGAGCAGUUCAGGGCCAGCGUCCAGGAGCUCUUCCAGUCCAUCCGCUUCGUCCUCAGUCUGGACGGCCGCAGCUCGGAGAACCUGGUGUUCACGCAGGCAGCGCUGUUGAACAGUUUCCCCGAUAUAUUUGAUGAGCUGCUGCAGAUGUUCACCGUUCAGGAGGUGGCCGAAUACGUCCGGGGCACCCUGGGGAGCAUGCCCAGCACCGUGGACAUCGGCCAGUCCAUGGACGUGGUCAAACUGCAGUCCAUCGCUCGCACAGUCGAGAGCCGCCUCUUCUUCUUCCCCGAGUCUCGUAGUAUUCUGCUGCCGGUGGUCCUGCAUCACAUCCACCUGCAUCUGCGCCAGCAGAGGGAGCUGCUCAUCUGUUCUGGGAUCCUCACCAGCAUCUUUUCCAUAAUCAAGACCAGCUCCAUGGAGUCCUCUGUUCAGGAGGAAGUGGAGAUGAUGGUGGAGAGCCUCCUGGAUGUGCUGCUGCAGACUCUGCUGUCCAUCAUGAGCAAGACUCACUCGGUGGAGACGGCCAGGGGACAACGCUGUCCCCAGUGCACCGCCGAGAUAACGGGCGAGUACGUCUCCUGCCUCCUCUCCCUGCUCCGCCAGAUGACGGAGCUCCACUUCCACCAUCUGCUCAACAACUUCCACAGCAAAGAGGAGCUGAAGGAGUUCCUGCUGAAGAUCUUCUGCGUGUUCCGCAACCUGAUGAAACUGACCAUCUUCCCUCGCGACUGGAGCGUCAUGAGGCUUCUAACUAGUCACAUCAUCGUGGUGACCACACAGUUCCUGUCCCCGGCGCUGCACAAGAACUUCUCAGAGGCCGAUUUUGAUUUCAAGGUGUGGAACUCGUUCUUCAGCCUCACCGUGCUGUACAUCAACCAGCCCAGUCUGCAGCUGGAGGCGCUCGGCCCGGCCAAGAGGAAGAAGGUCCUGGACAAGCACGGAGACAUGCGCGUGACCAUGGCCUACGAGCUCUUCAGCAUGUGGCAAAAAUUAGGCGACAACAAGCCCCACUUCAUCCCGGGGAUGAUGGGCCCCUUCCUCGGCGUCACCCUGGUGCCGCAGAUCGAGGUCCGAAACAUCAUGAUCCCCAUUUUCCACGACAUGAUGGAUUGGGAGCAGAGGAAAAACGGGAACUUCAAACAGGUGGAGGCGGAGCUUAUGGAUAAGCUCGACAGCAUGGUGUCGGAUGGGAAAGGCGACGAUAAUCACAGAGAGCUCUUCAGCCUCUUGACGCAGCUCUUUGGUCCUUACCCGAGCCUGCUGGAGAAGAUCGAGCAGGAGACCUGGAGGGAGACGGGCAUCUCCUUCGUCACAUCGGUCACCAGGCUCGUGGAGCGACUGCUGGAUUACAGGGACUGCAUGAAAGGAGACGAGAUGGAGAACAAGAAGAUUGGUGGUUCCGUCAACCUCAUGAACUUCUACAAAUCUGAGGUCAACAAGGAGGACAUGUACAUCCGUUACAUCCACAAGCUGUGCGACCUGCAUCUCCAGGCAGAGGACUUCACAGAGGCGGCGUUCACCCUGCUGCUGUACUGGGAGCUGCUGCAGUGGGAGGACCGGCCCCUGAGGGACUUCCUCCACUACCCGUGUCAGAGCGAGUGGCAGCGAAAGGAGAACCUGAGUCGUAAGAUCCUGCACUACUUCAACAAGGGCAAGUGCUGGGAAUACGGAAUCUCUCUCUGCCGGGAGCUGGCUUUCCAGUACGAGACCUUGUACGACUAUCAGAGCCUCAGCUGGAUCCGGAAAAUGGAGGCGGCGUAUUACGACAACAUCAUCGAGCAGCAGAGGAUCGAGCCGGAGUUCUUCAGGAUGGGUUUCUACGGCAGGAAGUUUCCCUUCUUCCUCCGGAACAAGGAGUUUGUCUGUCGCGGUUACGACUACGAACGACUCGAGGACUUCCAGCAAAGGAUGCUGGGAGAAUUUCCACAGGCCAUCGCCAUGCAGCAUCCCAACCAACCCGACGACACCAUCCUGCAGAGCGACGCUCAGUACCUGCAGAUCUACGCGGUGACGCCCGUGUCGGACAUCUCGGACGUGCCUCAGCUGGAGCGAGUGCCCGAGAGGAUCAAGAGCUUCUACCGCAUAAACAACGUCAGCCGCUUCCACUACGACCGGCCCUUCCACAAGGGGCCCAAGGACCGCGAGAACGAGUUCAGGAGUCUGUGGAUCGAGAGGACGACCCUGAUCCUCUCCCGUCCUCUCCCCGGGAUCUCCCGCUGGGCGGAGGUGGAGAGGAGGGAAGUGAUGGAGGUGAGCCCCCUGGAGAACGCCAUCUACGUGGUGGAGAAUAAGACCCAGGAGCUGCGGACUCUGAUCAGCCAGUACCAACACCGGCAGCACCACGGCAACAUCAACCCGCUCAGCAUGUGCCUCAACGGCGUCAUCGACGCCGCCGUCAACGGAGGCAUCGCCAGAUAUCAGGAGGCUUUCUUCGACAAGGACUACAUCAGCAGCCACCCGGAAGACGCGGAGAGGAUCACGCACCUGAAGGACCUGAUGCAGGAGCAGGUGCACAUUCUGGGGGUGGGGCUGGCCGUCCACGAGAAGCUGGUGCACCCGGAGAUGCGUCCCCUGCACAAGAAGCUCGUGGACCAGUUCCACAUGAUGAGGACGGGCUUACAUCACGGCGUCUCCGGCGUGGAGCGAUUCGCCGCCGCGGGCUGCCAAGGGGUCAACUCGCCGAGAGGCGUCCUCUCCUCCCACAGCCACAUGAGCCCCGAGAGCGUCCGCCUCAUCCACAGACACAGCCCUCUGAGCCUUCAGGCUUCGAUCCGUCACUCGUCGUCCUCCCUGUCCUCCCACACGUCGAGUGAGGCAGGAAACCUCGUCAUAAUGACCGACGGCCUGAUGGGGGAGCACCCCGAGGACGCCUCACACAUGCAGCCGAGCCCCUCCUCCUCCAGCCUGAGCUCCAUCCGCUCCAACUCGUCCCAGAUUAUCAACUCGGCUCCGUCGAGUGCCAGAGGCUCGCCGUCUCUGCCCGACAAGGCCAAGCACAACCGGGAGGUGAUGAUCCUGCUGCCGUCUCACCGCGAGAGGGUCAACAGCUCCAUGUACUACAACACGGCGGAGAACGGACAGAACAACCACAUGCAGCGUGCCUUACUCCAGCAAAUCAGCCCCUGUAAGCCGUGUGCGGAUCCCCACACGAACCCACCAGAGAAAGUGUUUCCUAACGCUGCCAGCAGCUGGAGUCUGGAUGGAGAGAACAGGGAGCAAAUGUCCUACAUGCCGGCUUCUGCUGGAGGUGUGAUCAUGCCCCCCGUGCCCCCCAGGUCCUUCCCCACAGGGCACUUCCUGAUGCACUGCGAUGCGUUCCACCACCAGAACAGCGACCCUCCCCCCAGCCUGCCCGUCCGCUCCCUUCGAAAGUCGCCGCUCCACCCGAUCCCCGGCUCGCCCACCAGCCCCCAGUCGGCGCUGGGCGGCAGUAACUCCACCCUCUCCGGCAGCGCCAGCAGCGGCGUCUCCUCCCUGAGCGAGAGCAACUUCGGCGGCCAGUACCCGGACCCGGGCCCCAUCCGCAACGACGCCCUGGAGCCCCUCCCCAGCCACCUGUGGUCGCCGCCCGACGACUACCUGGCCUCCCCCUACCUGCACAUCCACUACGGGGGGCCGGACAUCGAGGCGGCGGACCCCGUCCGCCCCUUCCACUACCGCAGCCCGGCCUCGCACCCGCACAGCCACCCGCACGCCCACGCCCACCCGGGGCUGGACGGCCACUCCCACGGGCCGCCGCAGCCGCCGCACCAACAACAACACCACCACCACCACCACCACCACCCGGCCCCCGCCCACGGGCCCCACCACAUCCCCUACCGCCGGCCCCAGCCGCCGGCCGUGCCGCCCAAGCCCUACCUGAGGGAGGGCUGCAUCCCCGAGGAGGAGCUGCUGGCGCCGCAGCCCGUCCCGCUGCCCCGCAGGAUCUUCCACUCGCCCCACGGCCACCGGGACGACGCGGGGAAGCACCCCUGGGAGCAGUGCAUCAGCGAGGAGCACGAGGAGGCCCAGUGAGGAGGAGGUGGAGGAGGAGGAGGCUCAGAGGGUCCGGGGGGGGGGGGUUGAUUCAGUGCAGAUGAAGGAAAAGACCAGAGGGAUCCUCGAUGAGGGGAAAAAAAGAAGCGCGUCGGGCCGACGUGACAGAUUGAAAUUGAUUGUACACAAGUGGUACAACUCGUCUGUGAGCAUGUUUUUGUUUUUCGUUCAUCUGAGAAUAAUAAGACGACACGUUUUGUGAAACACGACGUGAUCCGAGGUGCAGGAGGAGCUCUGGACCUCCUGCUCCCGCCCCUCCGCUUCAUAUAUACCAAUCCUUAUUUUGAUAAUAAUAAUAAUACAGAAUACAUUAUAGUGUUUUUAAAGGCUUAUGUCCAUUAUGUUUUUCAAAACACUGUUAAGUGCUCCUUAAUAGUGAAUCACCUCGUCGGACCCUCGAGGGACUCGAAACGUCCCCCAAAGCCUCCGUGAAUGUAUUCGGAUCCGAUGUUGUAUUUGUGUUGCGCAAUCUGCAACGCUGUCUUCUUUUGGUGUAGGAGGGGGGAGGGGGGGCUGGUUUAGGGAGGGAGGGGGGGGGUCUUUAUUUUACUUUUUUUGAUGUGGCUUAGGGUUAAUGUGACAAAGACACCCGGAGACGAUGGACCAUGUUUCAUCAACAGGAAAACUCUCCAACCACCAUCCCGUCUCCACCUCUUGGUCCUUCUCUGUGUGCUGUCCUGAGCAGGGAGGGGCUCACCCCCCCCCCGCCCCCUCUGCCCCCCCCCCCCCCUCCUGAGGAGGAGCCCACACUCGGACGGCGUUGGAAUCGCCCACCUGCCUUAAAGUGCACUGGAAUGCAGUUUUGGACCGUGAGAAGCUCAUCUCGGUGACAGCCGUCCGCUCCUUUUCAUUCCCUUCGCUCGACGCUCCUCGAAGAGACAAAACAAACAAAAAAAAGACACACAAACAAAAACACAAUAGAAGAUAUCUAGCUCGUGGCGUUUUGUAUGGUUUGGUCCCGCUUUAGUUUCAGGCCGUUGUUGGGUUCGUAGCGCUGACGUCUGCCGCUCUCCUCCCUCCUCGGAGCGCCGACCACGUGUUUCUGAGGGAGAGCGUUUACUGCGGCGCGGCGGCGGCGGGUCGGAAGGAUAUAGCUAAUAUUUUAACAAUGACUCGUUUUCCUGGUUGUUUUCUGUUCUGCUGUUUUUGUUGUUUAGUUUGGGGGUUUGUUUUUUCUCUCCGCAGGUGGAUGCUUUGUGUUACUGUACAUCACGUUGUCAGCCGAGUGGACAACAUCUAUUUUUGUAAUGUGCGAUCAUCGGUUGUGUGGACGUCUUUCGGAGGGUUCUGCUUUGCACGUCGUCACACGGGUGGAUAACUGGCGAUGGAGCCGUGCUCGGAAUAUACGUAUAAUAGAAUUUCUCAAUGUAAAUUCUGUUAUUGUACAUACAGCAGUAUUGUGAAAUAUUUUUGAGAAUUAUCGCAGACGCCCCCCGAAAAAGGUUUAUUGUCGUUUUGUGUAUAUACGUGUACUCCAGAGAUCAGUGUAAUUGAUAAAUAUCUAUAAUCAGUGUUUGAAAAAGGACAAAUCCAUUAGACCGUGUCUCGACUUUGAGUCUUCUCAUAUAAAUACUUUAUACACUUUUCAAUGUGCUUUCCUGUACAUACGGUGUUAGCAUGAUCAAACUGUGUUUGGUUGUAAAAGUGGUUUUCCUACUCCCAUAACUGCUGUGGUACGGAAUUCAUUAACGAUGCCAAACAUUAAAGACAAUCUUUUAUCAGCG
Gasterosteus aculeatus aculeatus (three-spined stickleback) is the source of this 8661-nucleotide messenger RNA. The record is from RefSeq and is a predicted model, not a curated record. NCBI's taxonomy places the organism in Eukaryota, Metazoa, Chordata, Actinopteri, Perciformes, Gasterosteidae.